AUGGCUCGCACUUCCACUUUAAUUGUUCUCAUUGUUGUUCUAUCAUAUUUCACCACAGAAUUAACAGCCAAAGCCAGACCAUUAAGCUUAAGCCCAACCCUUUUGGCACGACUGAAAUUAGACGAAGAAGCAUCGUCAAUAAGCUGUUGGGACUCUUUGGUCCAACUUCAAGCUUGUACUGGAGAGAUCAUUCUUUUCUUUCUCAAUGGUGAAACGUACUUAGGACACAGUUGCUGUGAAGCUAUCCGAAUCAUUACAAAGCAAUGCUGGCCAACCAUGAUUGAUACUCUAGGUUUUACGACUGAAGAAGGUGACAUACUUGAAGGGUAUUGUGAUAAAGCAGAUGAUGAUAGUACUUAUCCUCCUUCACCACCUUCCUUAGGGCCUAAUGAUAAGGCUAUUGCUAAAGGAACUGUAGUUCCUUGA
Ricinus communis (castor bean) is the source of this 426-nucleotide messenger RNA. RefSeq names its product egg cell-secreted protein 1.1. The record is from RefSeq and is a predicted model, not a curated record. The transcript has a single exon. Bases 1 to 426 code for a protein of 141 amino acids. NCBI's taxonomy places the organism in Eukaryota, Viridiplantae, Streptophyta, Magnoliopsida, Malpighiales, Euphorbiaceae. Gene Ontology annotation, biological process: double fertilization forming a zygote and endosperm.